Quercus lobata is the source of this 1365-nucleotide messenger RNA. RefSeq lists its product as uncharacterized. The transcript has 6 exons. The record is from RefSeq and is a predicted model, not a curated record. Bases 1 to 1365 code for a protein of 454 amino acids. NCBI's taxonomy places the organism in Eukaryota, Viridiplantae, Streptophyta, Magnoliopsida, Fagales, Fagaceae. Gene Ontology annotation, molecular function: nucleic acid binding; zinc ion binding.
AUGGCUGAGGAGACUUCCCAACCAAAAUUUAAGAGGAUAUUUGGUGGGCAAAUCUUAUCUGCCAUUGGCAAGGAUGCAAAUGACAACAUUUUUCUAGUAGUCAUGGCUGUUGUGGAACAAGAAAUCAGGGAGUCUUGGAUAUGGAUUUUGGAAAUUUUUGCUGAUGAUAUAGGGCUUAUAUCUGCAAUAGAGACACUAUUCCCUACCGUGGAGUAUAGAUACUGUGUGAAACACAUCUACAACAAUUUCAAAGUUGAUCACAAGAGAUUGGAGCUGAAGGAUGCAUUGUGGAGGUGUGUUGCUGCCACAACAGUAAGGGAGUUUAAGAGAUGCAUGCAGUACAUAAGGGAUUUGGAUGAAAAUGCAUAUGAGUAUCUUGUAAACAUUGCACCUGCACAGUGGACAAGGUCACACUUCACUCCUAGGGCCUUAACAGAUUGUUUGGACAAGCCUAUCUUGACAAUGUUGGAGUGGAUUAGGGUUAGACUUAUGACUAGGCUUUACACAAAAAGGGAAGGGAUACAGAAGUAUGCUAGAAAGUUAUGUCCAAGCAUACAAGAUAGGUUGGAGAAAUUGAAGGUUGAAAGUAAGGCAUUUAGUGCUACCCUAGCUGGUAGUUUCCUUUAUGAGAUAGGCAGUCAAUAUGAGAGGCAUGUAGUUGAUUUGGUGAAGAAGACAUGUAACUAUAGGUCUUGGGAUUUAAAUGGCAUUCCUUACAAACAUGUCAUAACAGCCAUUUAUACAAACAUUGAGACAGUAGAAGACUAUACCCACCCAUGCUACUUCAAAGAAACUUACAUGGAGAUAUACAAGGAGGUACUUCCUCCCAUGCCUGGCCAGUUAGAAUGGGCUGAGACUAGACAGCCUGCUCCCCUGGCACCUCAAAUAUACAAACCACCAGGCAGACUACCCAAGCAAAGAAAGAGGGCUUCUGAUGAGCCUAGGAACCCUUACAAAGCAAGUAGACUAAACAAACUUGUAAGAUGUGGGAAAUGCAAAAAGGAAGGGCAUAAUUCAAGAGAUUGCAAGGCUGGCAUCACUGGGGAGACACCAUGGCAGAGGAGACAGAGACUUCAAAGAGAAAAAGCUGCAAAGGAAGGGGUGCCUGCACCUAGAUCUGCACCUCAGCCUGCACCCCAGCAGCCUACCCAGACCUACAACAUGAUGUCUGCCACUCAGCCUUCAUCCUCACAGCAAGGAAAUCAACCUAAGCCAUCUCACAAGAGAGCAGGAUGGUUCUUUUCCUCACAACCAGAGUUUCACACACCUAGGGAGACCUGGGAUACCUUACCGAGUUCUUCACAGCCUUCACAUGCAAAUGGGAGCACUGGUGGUGUGAGGACUAAAGGACAGCUUGCUGCAUAA